Molecule: messenger RNA, 874 nt
Organism: Ricinus communis (castor bean)
Lineage: Eukaryota; Viridiplantae; Streptophyta; Magnoliopsida; Malpighiales; Euphorbiaceae
Product: thaumatin-like protein 1
Exons: 1
Coding region: 63-740 (225 amino acids)
Biological process (GO): defense response
Cellular component (GO): extracellular region
Source: RefSeq, a predicted model, not a curated record
CACUAACAUCACAAAAACAUAAUAUACAAAGAGUGCUACUUGAUACUUCUACUAAACCCAAAAUGAGUCUCGUCAAUAUCCUUCCAACAAUCCUUUCGCUUGCCCUGUUAUUCAUCACCUCAACCCAUGCUGCCACCUUUGACGUUGUGAACCGAUGUACCUACACUGUUUGGGCAGCAGCCUCACCCGGUGGUGGUCGCCGUUUAGACCAAGGCCAGACUUGGACCUUUGAUGUGGCACAGGGAACUAAUAUGGCCCGUAUAUGGGGCCGAACUAAUUGCAACUUUGAUGCCAAUGGGCAGGGUCGAUGUGAGACAGGUGAUUGCACGGGAGGGCUAGUUUGUCAAGGCUGGGGAAGUCCACCAAAUACCCUAGCUGAGUUUAAAUUAGAUACGGGCAACAACAAUGAUUUUAUUGAUAUCUCCCUUGUUGAUGGGUUCAACAUCCCAAUGGACUUUAGUCCUACCACCGGAGCUUGUCGUGGAAUUCGAUGUGCAGCGGAUAUUAAUGGGCAGUGUCCUGCCGAGUUGAAGGCUCCUGGAGGCUGUAACAACCCUUGUACGGUUUUUAAGACCAAUGAGUAUUGCUGCACUAACGGACAAGGAAGUUGUGGCCCAACUACUUUCUCCAAGUUCUUCAAGGACAGGUGCCCUGAUGCUUAUAGCUACCCUCAGGAUGAUCCAAGCAGUACAUUUACUUGUCCUAGCGGCACUAACUACAGGGUUACAUUUUGUCCAUGAGCACUUGAUUUCAUGGAAGAGCUUAGAGUAUAUAGUGAGUGAGUAUAUUGUAUAAUAAGAGCUUCUGCAUCCUCCUGUGAAGCCAAUAUUAUAAAUUUGCUUAUAAAAGAAAGAAGUAUUAUCCUUCAAGUUAA